Messenger RNA from Danaus chrysippus (African queen), 1923 nucleotides. NCBI's taxonomy places the organism in Eukaryota, Metazoa, Arthropoda, Insecta, Lepidoptera, Nymphalidae. The record is from the annotation of a GenBank genome assembly.
AUGUCUGCCGUGGCUCCCACUAUUCCCGGGGCUGACCCAACAAAGGACAUACAAAAGCGUCGAGCUGGUAGUAUUGGAUCAGAUGAAGACGACGCAAGUGGUGGGAAAUAUACAAGGAUGGAGGAGGACAAUAUUCAAGACAAGGAGAGGUUUGCCAGUCGUGAAAAUCACUGCGAAAUCGAGCGUCGUCGCAGGAACAAGAUGACGGCGUAUAUUACGGAACUGUCUGACAUGGUUCCAACAUGCUCUGCCCUCGCGAGGAAACCAGACAAACUAACUAUACUGCGUAUGGCAGUGGCGCAUAUGAAAGCUUUAAGAGGUACCGGCAACACGUCUACAGACGGUACAUACAAACCAUCGUUUCUAACGGAUCAAGAGUUGAAGCACCUCAUUCUGGAAGCGGCCGAUGGAUUUUUAUUCGUUGUCAGUUGUGACACUGGACGUAUUAUAUAUGUUAGUGAUAGUAUAGCCCCAGUGCUUAAUUAUUCACAGGGUGAAUGGUACUCAUCAUGUUUCUACGACCAAGUACAUCCCGACGAUUUGGAAAAAGUUCGGGAACAGCUAAGCACACAGGAGCCACAGAACACAGGACGUAUUCUGGACCUCAAAACGGGAACCGUUAAGAAGGAGGGACACCAAUCUUCAAUGCGUCAAGUGAUGGGUUCUCGGCGCGGGUUCAUAUGCCGCAUGCGUGUGGGCGGGACGGCGGAGAGCGCUCACCUCGGCAGGCUGCGCGCGCGCAACUCACUCGGCCCCUCACACGACGGACACAACUACGCGGUCGUACACUGCACCGGUUACAUCAAGAACUGGCCGCCGACAGAUCUGUUUCCAGGCAUGCAGAUGGACCGACCAGUUGAAGACGAGUUGCACGCGUCUCAUUGUUGUCUGGUCGCUAUUGGUAGAUUACAGGUGACGUCGACCCCGAGUAGUGCUGAGGGCAGCGCGUGUGGUGGUGUUGAAUUUGUAUCGCGUCACUCAGUAGAAGGUCGCUUCACGUUCGCUGACCAGCGCGCGGUUCAAGUACUAGGGUACGCGCCCGCGGACCUGCUCGGGAAACUCUGCUAUGACUUCUACCACCCAGAAGACCAGCAGCACAUGAGAGAUAACUUUGAUCAAGUUCUUAAGUUGAAAGGGCAGAUCAUUUCGCUGAUGUAUCGAUUUCGCACAAAGAACAGAGAGUGGGUUUGGUUGAGAACAUCCGCAUUUGCAUUCCUCAAUCCUUACAACGAUGACGUGGAAUAUAUUGUGUGCACAAAUACAUUGGCCAACCGUUCAUUGGGCAGCACGGGAGGCGAGCCGGUUGCAGAUGAAAACUACGAUUACCACCUUCGUCAGCGUGAUGUGUACCAAGCACCGCCUCCGCCUAUACAUCAGCAACAUCAUGCUCCACCAGGUGGUGGUGUUGGUGCUCGUUCGCCGGGUGAGGCGGGAGGUGCGGGCGCUGCGGCCUACGCUCCACACGCGCCUCACUAUGCACCCGACUACUCCCCCCACCGACCAGCCAACACACCGCCACAUACUACUUGGACAACGCUGCGACCGAGUGGGGCCAGCGGAGCCGGUAGUGGUGGUGAAAGUUACGCGUACAGCGGCGACGCGGCUGGUGCGGGCGCUGGUAACGGCAGCCCGGCUCGCUCGCCGCCCGCGCCCGCCUACCUGCCGCCAGCACACUACCACCACAACCAUCACCCGCCACACCCGACACAUCCAACACAUCCCACACAUCCCACGCAUCCCCCGCAUGCGGGUAUAUGGGCGUGGCAGGGCGGUGCUGGGGCCGCCGGUGGACCCGCGGCCGGCGCUCCUGAGGGAGGACACGCGCCACACGAGCUCUCAGAGAUGCUACAAAUACUGGACCAAGGCGGUGCCGCUACCUUCGAAGACCUCAACAUAAACAUGUUUAAUUCCAACUUUGAAUAG